CGUUAUCAAUGUGUGUUGUUAUUGCAGAUUUUAAUAAAUUUAUAUGUUUCUUAACAUCCCACAAUAAAUUGCAGACAUAGUAAUUUAAAAUUUAUGAUUCAUAAAUAAAUUGCAACUUGGUUAUAAAAAGCAUUAGGUAAUGGAGUGUCUUAUGUCAAUUAUACAUAUUAAGAAAACUGUACAGCAACUUCCAGUCGUAUGUGUGGACAACAGAGCCGGCCGCACGCGCCACUACCAUAUUGCAUAAGGGCAAAAUUGGCUCGUCAAAAAUGUUAAGUUGUAAUAGAAUUGUCGGACGAUUGCCAAAACUUACAAGGCAUUCGCAUGUUAAUCAUUUUGGUCUUUUAAAAUAUUUUGGAGUUAUCAAUGUUAAUAAUCUACGAUAUAAUAGCAAUGCUAGUGAUAAGAAAACGUACAAGUCUCCAGGUACUACCAUAAAACCUGAGGAAUGUGUACCCAAAAGUAGGUAUUCAGAACCAAAGAGAACUGUCCCCGCAUGUGAAUCUUAUCCUAAUGCAUCUUGUCCAUCAUCUUGUUAUGAAGUUUGCGGUAAACCACCGGAAUCAGAGAAAUGUAACGAUAAACCACCAUUUACACCCCCUUGGAAGAUACUGGGAGCCUUGCUUAUAGCAGGAGUUACAAUAUACAUGUCAUCUUCCCUAUUACUGAGUUCAAAGGAAUCUGAAUCUCAAAAGGAUGUAAGUAAGAAAAAGGAUGAGAAGCGACAUAAAAGAUCAUUGGAAACAAUUAAAUCACCACCUAAUUCUACUUUAAUUCCCCAAGAAGUACCUUAUCUUUUAAUAGGAGGUGGAACUGCUGCUUUUGCUGCAUUUAGAUCAAUUAAAUCUAGGGACCCUAAAGCUAAGGUGUUAGUAAUAACAAAAGAAAGUGGUCUUCCAUAUAUGAGACCACCAUUGUCAAAAGAACUAUGGUACAAUACAGAUAGAAAAGCAAGUGCACAGUUAGUUUUUAAGCAAUGGAAUGGAAAACAACGAAGUGUAUUUUAUGAGCCAGAGGAGUUUUAUUCAAAUGUUAGCAAUUUAGUUGAAUCUGAUAAAGGUGGUGUAGCUGUUGCUACAGGGUGGAAAGUUACAAAAAUUGAUGUUCAAAAUAAGAUUGUGACACUUGAAGAUGGUUACGAAAUAAAAUAUGACAAAUGUCUUAUCGCAACUGGCGCUUCACCUAAAAAUCUUCCUGUCUUUGAAUCUAUUGAAGAUGAACUUAAAGAUAGAAUUAUAACAUUUAGAACGAAAGAUGAUUUUCUUGAUUUGGAAGAUAGUGUGCAUAAUACUAAGUAUAAAAAUAUUGUAAUAAUUGGGGGAGGAUUUCUUGGAUCAGAACUUGCUUGUUCGUUAGCUCGUAAUUUACAUGAAGAUAAAAAUGUAUAUCAAAUAUAUAAAGAGAAGUUUAUAAUGGAUCAAGUAUUGCCACAAUAUUUAAGUGAAUGGGCAACAAAAAAAGCAAUAAUGGAAGGUGUUCAAUGUAUUUCUAGUUCUGAAGUUAUAGAUUACUCCUAUAAAAAUGGAAAAUUGUCGCUCAUUCUUUCACAAAAUCGCACUGUUGAUGCUGAUCAAGUGAUUGUAGCAGUAGGUGUUGAACCAAAUACUGAAUUGGCAACAGUUUCACAUUUAGAAACAGAUCCCGAUGUAGGUGGCUUCCUUGUAAAUGCAGAAUUAGAAGCAAGAAGCAAUCUUUGGGUUGCUGGAGAUGCUGCUUGUUUUUAUGAUAUUAGGCUUGGUAGAAGAAGAGUGGAACAUCACGAUCAUGCAGUUGUUUCAGGAAGAUUAGCAGGAGAGAAUAUGACUGGUGCAAAAAAACCUUACCUACAUCAGUCAAUGUUUUGGUCUGACUUAGGAUCAGAUGUUGGUUAUGAAGCCAUUGGUAUCGUGGAUUCUUCACUGCCAACUGUAGGUGUUUUUGCUAAAGAAUCAGAAUCAAAUAAGUCAGUGUCAGUUUCUAAUUCAAGUGAAACAAUUCAGUCUUCAAAAGAAAUGAAAUUGACUUCAACGCAGAGUUCUGGAAAAUCUGAAUUAGUAACACAAACAGAAAAUACCAAUGAUCCACAAGCGAGUUCAGUUCAAGCAAAUAAGUCAGAAUGUGAUGAUCCAAAAGUAGCAACAGAGGAACCUAAGAAACAUGCUGAUUUUGAAAAAGGAGUGAUUUUUUAUCUAAGGGACGACAUUGUGGUUGGAAUAGUUCUUUGGAAUAUCUUUAAUCGGAUGCCCAUUGCUAGGCAGGUACUUGCUAGAGGCACAAAAUACGACGAUUUAAAUGAAGUAGCAAAACUGUUUGCAAUUCACGAUAAUUGAUUUCGUAGGCACAAAAGUAUGAUGAAUACGUGACAGCAUUGUGUCAUCGGUGUAUAUAAUAUCAUUUACCCACUUCUUUUGAAACAUUUUUAUGAAUAAAAAAAAUCUACAACUGAUAUGUUACUCCUGCAUUUAAAAGGUACGACCUGUAUAAAUAUUGCACAUAAGAAUAUUUUUGAAAGGGAAGUAUAAACGCAUAUGAUUUUAUAAACUUUCAGAUGUUUAUUACAACAUUAUUAAACUUUAUUAGACAAUAAAUAAAAUCUGUUAUAUUAGUUAGUACAUUACAGUUCAAUAGUAUUCAUUAUUGUAAAUAUACAUACAUAUAUACAAGGCAUUUAAUAGGAAAUAUUUUGUAAGAUAGCAAAAUGUCACAAAAGUACAUGUAAUGUGAAUGGUAUACAACAAUAGAUCUUUGAAAAUUAUUAAUGUGAGAGUUUAUACUGCUACUCAAAUGUUCCCCCUUUCUUGACUUUAUGUUACUGUAAUGAAUAGUUAUGAGACAGUAACAUGAUUUCCUUUUAUAAAAUAUUAAUACAUAUUCAUGCUUCGCGUAACGAAUUAAAACUUUUUAUAGACAGUUUUGGCAAAACUUUGUUACCAUAUCUUUUAUCCAAUGUAUCCAUAAAUCUGAUAUAAUUAUGACAUUGAUAGUCGUCUAACGUCUAUAUACAAAAAUUAAUUUGUGUAUAUGUAUAUGCAUUAUAUAAUUACAUAUUAAGAAUUUUAUAAAUAUAUAAACUACGUACCAUAUGUUCAGGCCACAUUUUUCCAGUUGUCAUAUGUUGCAUUAUUGUACGUUGAUUGUGAUACAAAAGCGAUAUACAGUAAUAUAUUAUAUAAUCAGGUGAAUACAGUACACAAAUGGCAAAAAAAUGUAUAAUUUGAGACCAAGAUAAUAUACCCCAGAAGCACUGAGAUAUCAUUAAAUUGCAUAUUAAAGACCAAUUAAUCCCAGAAGCAUCCUACAUUAGAGAAUAAAGUAAUUAAGAAAAUUCUUAUAAAUAAUUAAUAUAAAUAAAACAUAAGUUAAUAUAAACAAAGAAUUCUAGGCAAUAAAUAUAUAUGUACUAAAAAUAGACAUACAUUCAGAAAUAUACUGUAUUAGUUAUUACCUUAAGUGCAAACUUGAUAUGCGGAAGUUCGUUACUAAUGAUAGUUUCCAAAAGUUGCAUAAAUGUAAAUUGAGUAGUACCUUCUUCCUGGGCAUUUUUAUCUACGACUUUUCCUAAAUUUGACCACAAAAAUGUAGUUACUGGGAAUUUCAUUAAUUGUGUAAUAAAUAGUUUACAUCUGAAAUUAAUUAUUACAUACCAGAGUAUUUUAAGAUAAUUUUAAAGGUCAAUGAUGAUAUAUAAUAUUCUUAUGUGUAAUGUCAUUAUAAUGAUGACUAAGUUUUCAAUCUGAGACCUGCUAAUGAUGAUAUGUGACUAGCUAGAGUUUCCCUAAUAUUGUCUAUUAAUAUUAGCCAUUUCAAAUAGCUCUUUAAUAAUGUUUUUAGUUACCCACAAGAAAAUAUUGGAUGAGCUUUUGAAUUUUGCUAAUAAAGGGUAUAUUCGCGGUCAACUGAGGCAUUUAUCGAAAAUAUAUUUCAUACCAUUUUAAUUAUUAGUUAAAAUGCAGAACAUAAUUUUCAUAAAAUAAGUUUAUCAACAUAAAAUCUGACUGAAAUCGUGAAACAAUUACGAAGUGAUAUUUCAAGGAAAACUAAACUAAAAAAGUAUACAAUUUUUAUAUUAUUUUUAAAUAAUUUUAUAUUCACAUAUUCGUAAAAUCUUAUUUAAUGAUAUGAAUACUUGAGGCAUAUUAAAAUUUGAAUUAUUUACAAAUAAAUUUCUUAUUAAAGAAGUCUUUCACAAUUAUACCUCAAUAUUGGUUGAAUUAUGCAAAUGACCUUGUAAUCGUAUUUGAUUCAAAUAUUCAAACUUAUGAAAUUAAUAAUACAUACGUUUCUAUAUCACCUUCGCAAAUAAUAAAUACUGUUGCUAAAAACCAAUCAAAUCCAUCAAAUUUUUUUGGUCUCUCAUACUGAAUAAAUGCAUAACAUGUAUUAAUAAAUCCUUGUAAUUUUGUCUUCAUUUCAGUAGUAUUUAUUAAAAUAUUAUUCUGCUCUGCAUAAUAUAGCGUUAAAUUAAUUCCAUGUAUUUCCUCUGCAAACCAGAAAUCUGUAUUUACUGAAACAUUUUCUUGCCAAUGAUAAUUUUCUUCCCAUUCUGCAGUAGGAAUUGCUUUUUGCAUCUGAUCCAACAGUUGUAUUAAUACAGUAUUCUAAAAAGGUAUGAUGUAUAUUUAGUUAUUUCCCUGUUUUAUAAAAUAAAUUAUAAUAAACAUAAAAUAUGAUCAUUCACCUUCAUUGGUUCAGAUGAUGCUUUAUAAGCUUCUCUAACGUCUUCAAUCCAAUUACUAUCUAACAAACCAGGUUUACUUUCUUGAAGUAAAUUUUCUAAUACUGUUCUAUCCUCAACUUCCGAGAAACAUGUUUCUUCUUUAUUCACCUUUAGAGUUUGUAAUACUGAUACAUCAUACUCUUCUAAAUUAGUAUACUCUUCAUUUUCAGUUUUAAUAAAAUGUACUUUAGAUAUAAUUUUAUUUCGCAUCAAAAUGCAGUCAUCGAUAAGUUCUGUCCUUGUAUUUUCAUUUUCAAAUUCUUGUAAACUUGAGUGUUGAAGUUCUAAUAUAAUAUUCUAAAAGAAUAUUGCUGUUAUAAAAAACAUGAAAGAAAUACAAUUUUUUCCUUUUAUUAUAAAAUGUAUUUACACAAUACCUGAAAAUCCAGUAAUUCUAUUAAAUAAACAUAAAUAUUUAAAUUCCAAAUUACAGUAUUUAAUGAUAGAAGUCCUAAGUAAUGAUAAUUUAAUUCAGGAUUUAGUGCAUUCUUAAAAAGUUCGUAUAAGUUAAGUGGAUAAUUCUGUUCCUCAUUAUUGCAUGAUUCUUUUGUACUGGUCAUAAGUGCUGAAAAACCUAUAUAUAGAUAUAAUAAAUAGAUAGCUAAACUUUAAUACGAAAUGCUAAUAUUCUAACAUAAGUAUGAAUAAUAUUCUUACAUUUAAAAUUCAGAGAAAAAAAGGUCAGUAUAUGUAAAAAAGUGUGAAUACUUUCAUGAUCCCACGGAUCAUGAAAGUAAUACAAAUCUUCUAAUAUUGUACAUGUAUCUGAAAGCAAGGUUGACAAAAUAUGUGGUGCGAGAUUCGCAAGCGUAGUAUAUCCCAAAUCAAAAAAUGCAGCAGUUGAUACAAAAUUAACCACUUCUGUUGAUGUCCAUGACAUUCUUAAGGGUGCUAUACAUCCUUCUAUUAAUUCGUGAAAUACAGAUGAUUCUUGAACAAUAGCUUUCAAUCCAAAUGGUAUAGACACCAUUUUAAGUAACAACGAUAUAAUAGCACUGUAAAUGAAAAUUUCUUUUUUAUGAAUGUAUUCUAUU
Messenger RNA from Nomia melanderi (Alkali bee), 5730 nucleotides. RefSeq names its product Apoptosis inducing factor (gene AIF). Gene Ontology annotation, biological process: mitochondrial respiratory chain complex assembly; apoptotic process. Lineage: Eukaryota; Metazoa; Arthropoda; Insecta; Hymenoptera; Halictidae. Gene Ontology annotation, molecular function: FAD binding; protein dimerization activity; NAD(P)H oxidase H2O2-forming activity. Gene Ontology annotation, cellular component: cytoplasm; mitochondrion. The record is from RefSeq and is a predicted model, not a curated record.